Molecule: messenger RNA, 1303 nt
Organism: Papilio machaon (common yellow swallowtail)
Lineage: Eukaryota; Metazoa; Arthropoda; Insecta; Lepidoptera; Papilionidae
Product: zinc finger protein 888-like
Exons: 1
Biological process (GO): regulation of transcription by RNA polymerase II
Cellular component (GO): nucleus
Molecular function (GO): RNA polymerase II transcription regulatory region sequence-specific DNA binding; DNA-binding transcription factor activity, RNA polymerase II-specific
Source: RefSeq, a predicted model, not a curated record
ACAAAACAAAUGCUUAUCUGCUUUUCUAUUUGGUGUUAGGACCAAGUAUAUAUUCAUUAUCUUAGAUUUGGUGGUUGGUGAGCUGAAAUAAAUUAAAAAUAUACCAAUGAACAUUUUUUUGUAAUUGGCCGAUAUGCCGCGAAGAGCCAGUAUGGCGGAAUCUAUCGGAUAUGAUUUUCCUUCAGACAAAAUACCUAUUCCCGGUUAUCAGAAAAGUCCUAUAGUGUUAUUAAAUCGUCUAAAGGUAAAUCAUUUGCUGAAUAAUGUAAGAGUGAAAUACAAUAAAAAUGGAAGUGUUGUAACGUAUUCGACGGACGUGGCCCAGCAUCGUAUUUUACGAAAAAUAUUAUUAGAUUGUACUGUAGAUUUAGUGAAAAUUGAUUCAAUGAAUGUUGAUAGUCUGACAAAAGAAGAUGAAACUCAAAAUGAUGCCAAAAAUUUAUUGGUUAUUGAUACUGUGAAGAACAGGCGGAUUAGACCAAGAAUAUACAAGAACCUUGAAAAGUCUUCUACUCCAAAACAAAGAAAAAAUCAGACAAGAAAAAAUAAGACAAGAAAAAAUAAGACAAGCAAAAAUAAGAGAAAACAACACAAAUGCAGGGAAUGCAAUAAGAUAUUCAAAAAUCUUAAUUGUUUCAAUAUUCAUUGUAGAUUUAAACAUGUAAGCGGAAAUUACCAUUGUGCUCAUUGUUCUAAAAAGUACAAGAGACAAAAAUUCUUCGAAAGGCAUAUUAAGUUGCAUUGCAACAUAUGUCAUAAACUACAGCAAAACGAACAUCAACUUUUUGAACAUACAGCCAUAUGUAGAAAUAGCGAACAAGUUGACAAUCAAACUGUAUUAGCCAAUAAAUAUACAUGCGAACUUUGUACGGAUCAGUUUGAUACAAAUUGUGCCAUAACAUAUCACAAAGCAAUGAUACAUUCGGAUAAUCCCCCAACUAUCAAAGAUUUGUACUACAUACGAUUCUUAGGUUCCACUAAAGUUUAUGUUUGUUAUUUCUGUAAAGAAACUUCAGUUAAUAAAGAUUACCUUGAAUCACAUGUCACUGUUCUUCGGAAUAUGAGUAAAAAAAAUGUAAAUUAUCCAUGCGAUCAAUGUAUGGAUAGCUUUGAUGUGGAGGAUGAUCUCUUACAACACAAGACAUUACAUACAAUCACUGAUUCUAAUAUGGAGGUAGCACAGUAUGAACAUAAGAGAUCUAGUUUAGAUAUAAUAGAUAGUAAUCCUAUGUUACUACAAAUUGAAAAUAUUAAUGAUUUUAAAACAGAAACAGAUAAUGCAGAAACAGAAACAAAUUUAGAA